GCCGUAGCUGCGAACCAAGAUCUCUUCAAGAAUCUGGUCGUCCAUCAUGUCGACUUGCGUCCGGUGACAAUUAACUUCCAAAUUUUCCCCAAAACACUUCCAUCAUGUCUCGUGGCGGAAGAGGAGGCGGCAAGCGAGGCCCCGACUUAUCGUGGGACGAUGAAGAAUCUCUCGCAACUCCGCCUGUUUCAAACAAGCCACAAGAAACAUUCCCUCCUAUCGACAUACCUGUCCCACGCCCCAUCUCCUCCGACGAAGCCCUCACUCUUAAAUGCCACAGAGACUUCCGCAAACGAGUUCGUAAUGGACCAUACUAUUCCGUCCUCGACCCGAGCAGUGUCGCAGAUGAGAAGACGGGCAAAGUCUUGAAGCGUGCAGGCUUUGACCCUUUCAACGACCAGGAGAAAUACACUGCAAAAUACCACAAGAAGAAGCGAGCGGUUCCAGACUUGAGUGGACGAGAUUAUUCACUUCGAUACUUUCCUCAUGAACUCUGGCCAAUGUUGGAUCCACGCCGGAAAAAUCCUCUCUGGAAAACCACCGACAUUGACAUCGACACCGAAACCAACGCUCCCAGAAAGAACCUCAAGCGGAAACGGGAAAUCAUCCUCGAUGACGCCGAGGAGGAGGAAGCGACUAGAGCAAAUGAUGAAGGCAACGACACCGACGGCUCAGAUCCCUUGUUGUCCGGGACUCGACGCUCUCGAAACAGCACGAAAGCCGCGAAGAAACGCCGCGAAGACCCCACGACGAAGAAAUCGCGCGAGAAACGCGGAUUAGAUGCGGAAGACGAGUUCUCGGACGAGGAAAUAAGACCACGAUCGCCACGUGGGAAAAAGAACAAGGACAAAGGCUCCGAUGACGAGGACGAUGAUGAUGACGACGUCGACGAGCAUCAUGACAAUGACAAUCCGGAUGCGACUGGUGAUGAGGACGAUGAUGAGUCGGGUGAUGAUGAACCAGUAGAUUCAGAGUUCGAGGAGUCGGAUGAUGGCGACGGCGAUGACUACAAUGCAGAGAAUUACUUUGACACAGGCGAGGGAGAUGAGGAUGAUUAUGGCGCAGGAGGUGAUGAUGAAGGUGGUACUUUCUGAUCGGCAUUGAGGGUAUGUGAGCAUCUCAGCUCAAAGGCCCUGCGCGGAAGCUGAAAUCGUCUCAACCUGUGCCGGCCAAGGGCAAUUGUCUUUUCACAGGCGAGCGGACUGGGCUCGUAAAUGUCAGCUGGCCAAAGUUGUGCGUUGGUUCUUUACUUCAACUCUUUCUUGGAGUAUUCGUUCUCAUUUUUCGAGAGCAAAGAGAUACCCAGGGCAUGAAAGUCCCUCUCCACAGCAGUGUUACAUGCGAGAGAAAAAUAACAAACUUCGUAGAAGGACAUACA
Messenger RNA from Exophiala xenobiotica, 1378 nucleotides. RefSeq lists its product as uncharacterized. The transcript has 3 exons. NCBI's taxonomy places the organism in Eukaryota, Fungi, Ascomycota, Eurotiomycetes, Chaetothyriales, Herpotrichiellaceae. The coding region runs from base 105 to 1094 and encodes 329 amino acids. Gene Ontology annotation, cellular component: RNA polymerase III complex. The record is from RefSeq and is a predicted model, not a curated record. Gene Ontology annotation, biological process: transcription by RNA polymerase III.